AUGCACACCAGUACCACGCUGUUAACUGGGGGCUCAGGCUUCGUGGGGGCUACAGUCCUCGAUGAGCUUCUCGCCCAGAACCACAACGUUGUUCUGGCAGUCCGCUCACCCUCCUCCGCCGAGUUACUGCUCGCCAACAACCCUUCCUGGCCGGUCUCGAGGAUUACCGUCCACCCAGUCCCCGACUUCACCGUCCGCGGUGCCUUCGACUCUGUCUUCCAGACACACCCGGACAUAGAGUUCGUUGUCCACGUCGCAGCGCCCAUGGUCGAUAUCCCCGACGGCACCAGCUUUGAAGAGUCCUUCGAAAAACCCAACGUCUUGGGCAACCUGGGCUUACUGCAGAGUGCCAAGACGUACGGAAAGAAUGUGAAGGCCGUGAGUGUGACGGGUAGUCUCAAUGCAAUCACGCUCGGCAGCCAGGAAGAUAUCAAGAGCAGAGUAUUCGGGAAUGGGGAGUGGCUUCCCUUGGGCAGAGAAGACGCGGUGAAGGCGGAGAAUAAUUAUAUCUCGUACUGUGUUGGCAAAAAGCUCGCCGAGCAAGCGUUGUGGAAGUUCAUGGAAGAAGAGAAACCAUCCUUCACGGUGUCCAACUUUAUGCCGCCCUUGAUUUUCGGUCCAAUGUUGCAGCGGGUGGCUGGAGUAGAGAAGAUCAAUUUCAGCAAUGGCUUGAUUUAUGCCAUCAUGAACAGCAAGAAGAGCGAGAGCGGCAAGGUGCCGGCGACGGCGUUUCCAGGAUGUAUUGAUGUCCGCGAUCUCGCGAAAGUCCAAAUACUCGCACUCAGAAAUCCCGGGGCAGCUAACAGGCGGUUCGUAGUCGGACGCCCUAUGAUCUUCAAUCAAAUCGCCGAUACGCUGCGAAAGCAGUCUAUGUUGGAUAUUUCAGAUCGGAUUGGCGAGGACAAUGACGAGGCUUCGAAUUUGGCCCUCCCAAGGCUCGAUACGAAGGAUGCCGAUGAAGUGUUCCAGUUCGAGUGGACAGCUUUGGAAGUAACUGCGAGGGACACUGCGGCUGCUUUGCUGAAGAUCGAGGCGCUUGAGACCUGGACGGCUUGA
Fonsecaea erecta is the source of this 1056-nucleotide messenger RNA. RefSeq lists its product as hypothetical. The record is from RefSeq and is a predicted model, not a curated record. Lineage: Eukaryota; Fungi; Ascomycota; Eurotiomycetes; Chaetothyriales; Herpotrichiellaceae. The transcript is spliced from 3 exons. The coding region runs from base 1 to 1056 and encodes 351 amino acids. Gene Ontology annotation, molecular function: oxidoreductase activity, acting on the CH-OH group of donors, NAD or NADP as acceptor.